UCAAAAUUCUGCUGAAUGUCCUCAGUGAAAUGGACUGUGACUGAAUUUUUUCCAACUAUUUUUUUUUUUCCUGAACCUGCAAAGUCCAUCGCCCUUUCAGCACACGUUUGCUGAAGCUGCUGGAAAAUGCUAUAGCACUGCAUUUUGCAGAGGGUUUGGUAAACCCUAGGGAAUAGCUGUAAAGAAAGUAACAAAUGGCACCAUUUCAGAGGUUAAACUGGUUUCUGUGCCAAAUGUACAAUUGGAUUACCAUAGUCAUCUUGAACAUGUAAGGUAUCUAGUUUGUUUUGCAGUUUAUCUAUAACUUUAAGAUGGUGUGGAAAAAUAACAAGCAUACACUUAGUUAUGUCACUUGCAGUAAUUUCAGCAUUUGUUACAUGACCAGCACAGUGCUAGAAACCAUAAAAUUUUGCCAAAGUCAAGCUGCAUAUAGGGUUAGAGGUUUAGAAUGAUUUAAAAUGGACUAAUUUGGGAUCAAUUGGCAAUACUUCUCUUUUUAAGAUGCCCUCAUGAUGGUAAUUUUUAAAUUAACAAAAUUUGGAAAACAGGCUCAGAAGGAAAGUCAUGUAAUUUUCCUUUUCAGUCUUUUCAAUUUAGCCUCACUUAAACUUUUUUUAAAUCCCUUGGAGAAUGGUAGCUUUGAGUUUUGUGUACACAAUUUGAAGGAUUUGUAAAGUAUUCUGAAACUGGAAUAUAAGUCCUGAAUAUUGUUAGAAUAGACUAGUGAAUUCAGAGCAUAAAAGGCAUUCUAAAAUAGUUUUUAUUUUAACUGUUACAACACCACUUUACAUUUAAAAAUGAAUAACUGGCUGGCAGACAAUACUGCCAGCAAGCAUUUAAGUUUUCUGAGGAACUACUCUUGAACUUGGUUGUGUGGUAUGGUGGUGUUUUGUGUUCUUUUUUUGGGAGGGGGGGGGGUUUUUUUUUUUUUAUUAGAUGUUAGGAAUAAAUGGAUAACUCUUGAAGUGAAGUCAAAUUUACAACUGCUGACACCAAACCUGAAAUUUUAAGAUGGCCUGAGUUUGGCUUCACUAGGGUAUAGAAAUUUGGUGUUGUCAAAACCCAUAUGGUUAUAAGGAUGUAGUGUGGUGACACUUUUUUUUUUUUUCUUUCUCCCCCCCCCCCCCCCCCCCCAAAAAAAACCAAACAAACCCCAAAAAACAAAAAAACAACAAACCCAAACAAACAAAACACUACAGCGUUUGGUACUUGCUGGUAGCAGGUUAUUUCCUACAGCAAAAGUUAAGGCGAAUCAAUGCAGCUAAAGCUUUUCAGUGCCCAAGUAGAUAAAGAAUAGCAUAAUGGUUAUCCCUUAAAAUGUUAGCAGAUUACACUUGUACAAAGAUGGAAAGUUUUUUUGCAACCUUUCCACUAGCUAACUUACUGUACUCAGUAGUGGGGAAUCUAGUAUAAGUAAUUUCUACAGUUAUCAUGCACAUGUCCAUUCACUUUUUUUCUCUUCCUUCCUGAAAUGACUAGAAAGCCAAACAGUUGUAUUUAAGGCUUAUUGGUACCCCCCUCAGGCAACUAUUUUAAUUCUCUCAAAGGCCACACAGAAAUAAUAAGUUGCAUGUUUGGCCAGGGGAAGGAUUCAUUUAAUCCAGGAUUUAAAAAAGAAAAGAAAAAAGAAACUAAUUCUCUGACAUACACUAUGACUUGGGUUUCUAGGUCAUUGUGCCAGUCUAGGACAAUUUUGACAGUAACACCAAUUUCAGAUGGCCUAUGGGGGGGGGGACCCAUAAACUUUUGAGAUCUUGUAACAAGUUCAUAUCGAACUUGGCAAAAAAAAAAAAAUACACUUUAUGCAAUAUUUUCCUUGAUCAUUUAUACUUGUAAGUUGGUCAUUAAAGAACAUCCAUCCUGGUCUUCAAGCAAAAAGGCUGGGAUGAAAAACCCAAAUAAAUAUUAAGGCACAGAUUCAAGUGUCAUCAGUUACCUUUUUGCAUGCUCGAAGCUGCUGUUUCCCUGGAGUUGACUUUUCCUCAGUUUCCACCACUUUGAGACACCUUCUAAAUUUUGGGGACAAACCGAGUAUUUGCCGUAGGGCAAUUCUGAAAACUGCUCACAGGAAGGAAUUGAGGCAAAUCAGAACUGCUCCAGCACAGUAAGAUUGAUAUAUAUAACAUUUAACUUGCAGCCCAUCUACUAGUCUUGGACAGCUGUAGCUGGUGAUGAAAGAAUCAAGUGGCUGGAAGGAGGCUAGCUUUGAAGCAGUUUAAAAAGCCUGAAAACAGGCAAAUCCUAGUGCAAAAGUGCUAAUGUAGUAUGAGGGCUAUGAAGAUUUCUGGGAGCCUAGCUGUCAGACUACAGUCAAGGGAUGUGUGAUCUGAGGUGCUUAAGUCUGAAAAGAAAUCUCAAGGUUUGUGUGUAUGUUGUCUUAAAGAUAUUAAAGAUUUGAAAAUAACUGUGCCUAUGUCACUAAAUAUUGCCUCUUAAAUUCUUUACUUUUGACAGUGAAAAUAGGUCAAUCUUGCUUUCCAGCUUUUAUGCAGUAAUACAAUGCUGUUGGGAUUCCUUUUUAAUCUUUGAACAUAUGGAAAAUUCUUUCUAUUAGAUUUUUUGUAAGCAAAAUUCUGAGAAAUUUAGUUAACCUUUAAAUAAAAUUUUAUAGUUGAGAACAUCAUCUGCCUUCUGACUGCUUAUUUCCCAAGACAGAUGACAUGACUGAGAGGUAGUUAGCAGUGUUACACUUCAUGGCAAUCAAGAUAUCGCUAGUGCUAAUAUCUCAUAUCCAAAAGAUCUUGUUAUGUUUGAGGGGAUAUUUUUAUUAUUCUGCAUUUUGAAAACACAAACCACUGAAGUGUUUUUCAGUUAUUACCACUUUAUUGAGUGUGUGUGUGUGUGUGUGUAGUACUUGAUUAGUUUCCUAUUGGAUAGUCAAAAUAAGUAACCACCCUGCACUAAAGGAGGGGGUACAUACUAGAUUUUUUUUUUUUUUACUUUAAACAUUUUAUUGGAUGUACAAAUUUUAUCCACACCAGUGGUUUUCAACUUUUUUUUAUUUGCAGACCCUUUGGAAAUUUCAAAUGGAGUUUUGGACCACUUUGAAUUGUCCAAGAAGCCUUACCUCAACCACCGGAUGUUCCCUGUCACAACCUCGAACCAGGGGAUUGGAUCUACGUAAAGGUCUAUCAACGGAAAAACGCACUUCAACCCAGAUGGAAAGGACCUUUCCAGGUACUUCUGACCACUAAUUCUGCUGUUCGUUGCCAAGGUCACCAAACGUGGACUUACGCCUCGUGCUGCAAGAAGGUAUCACCUCCAUUGGACCCCGAAGCAGCUGUAUUCCAACCAAGGUUGGGAUCUUUCCCUGAGGCCAAGGACAAAAACCCUCAGAACCUCACUCAGGCAAGUGAGGAGCAUCAGGGUGCAAGUGCUAGUAACCUCUCCCCUGAACCCAACACCUCAGCCCAGCCGGAUUCAUCAGUUGAAAAACGAAGAUAUCAUCUUCGGCCUUGAAGAAAAUGAAUGCUCCCAUUCGGAAGAUCACCACCUCGAUCAAGACCAAGAGCCGACAUUAUCAGUCCUUUAGGUAACUUGAGCCCAGAGGAUGAAGAAAGACUUUGGCUGCCAUCCUGGGUUUGGCUGGUAGUGUUCUUUUUCUUACUGGUGCUGAUUAUGUUUGUUGUUAAGAUUCUUUGUCCCUCCUGUAUCUAAAAAUGGCACUGAUAUCCUUAUAUAUCACACUUGGGUAUCUCAGUAUCACCCAAGGGGGGUGGGAGAAAAAUUUGUAUUUGCAGAUCUCCCGUACGGUGGCUCAAGCUGAAAAUAAAAGUGACUGCUGGAUAUGCUCUCACAGCCCAGCACACCUACACCAAGGAAUCCCAAUGAUCGGAGUACCAAUAUCCCUCCAGCAAUGGGGAACAAUAAACGGCAGCUUCGUUAGACACUACUCGUUAGCUGCCCAUCGGUCCGCUCCUAAAGAAUGGAGGGCCGCCCCUGCUAACUGGAUAAUCUCCCCAAGAGUAGAGGCGCCUUUCUGUUACAGAUCCAACAACACCGGAGCUUAUAAUAAAGCCACACCUGUAGGACACUACCCUCAUUGCCUAACUACUCUAGAUUAUAGCCCUAGUAGCACCAGUGGAAUCCUGUUGGGUAACAUACCCUCUCUCAAUUGUACAGGAUUCAUGGUCUACAACUUUUCUAAGGAACCUCAUGUUGCUCUCAUUACAAACAGAUCGGAAUUUUACAUUGACUCCAAUUUUACUUCUUGUAAUAUAUCUCGGUCCAGCAGGAUAGCAGCUGAACGUGGUCCGUCCUAUACGAUGCAUAUCAAUCGAAAGUGCCGGGUAUGGCACAACACCUGUCAAGAUUUGAGUACCCUUUCUGCCCCAGGCCUUUACUGGCUCUGCGGAAACAGGGCUCUUAAAAUCUUGCCCUGGAAUUGGGUGGGGGCAUGCACUCUUGGACGUGUUAUCCCUGGUUUCGAAAUGCAUAGUGCAAUAUAUCUGGAACAAGUAAAAAAUUUCAACCAUCACAUGAAAAGGGCAGUUAACCCCUUAGCUACCAGAAACACAGGGUUCCAUCGAUUUGUGAGAACCUUCAUACCAUGGCUUGGAGUAAGAGAAUUGGAACUAGCCAUAAUUAACAUUUCAGCCACAAUGGAAGCUAUGAGAAAUACCACUGCGGAUGCAAUUCAGGCUCUGCAAAAAGAGAUCUCCCAGAUGUCACAAGUAACUAUACAACACCGCAUAGCCCUAGAUUACCUUUUGGUAUCCCAGGGAGGAGUAUGUGCCUUAGUAAACUCCACCUGUUGUGUCUAUGUCAAUCAGGACAUGUGAAUCGAAACUGACAUUCGCAAAAUCCGAAAUCAGUUAAGGGUCUUACAUCAAGUGGCCUCAAAAAAUACUGACUGGGGUCUAGAAGAAAUGUGGUCUUGGCUAACCUCCUGGCUCCCAGAUUUCGGGGCCCUUGGCAAGAAAAUCCUGUAUGGAAUAUUGUUUGUCUUGAUAGUUCUAAUAAUGUUUUAUGUCUUAGUGCAACUGAUCCUCUGCUGCGUAAAAGCCAGCAGGAGAAGCUUUAGCAAGGCAAGAAAACCCACAGCAGAGUCUAGAAUAAUGGUGUUACAAAAGUGUGAGCACAUGGAAAGAAAACAUGAAAGGCUGCAUGAUGAAAUAGAGGGGCUCAUGAGAAUGAAAGUUUAAGGCUAAAGUGAGACUAAAUAGUCUCAAAGGGGGGGGCUGUGGAAUCAGAAAAAAUAUAUGCCUUAAACUUUGAUUAGUUUAGUUAUAAGAUGACAUAACUGCUUUGUGGAGAAUUGCUGGCUCUGUACAGUAGAACAGAUAAGGGCAAGUGUUUGUUCUUUGUAACUCCUCUGCAACUGCUUCGCUCACCGCGGCCUUGAAGAUAGCAAAAAGUAUGUACAAAGUAGAUUUUCAGGUACAAGAAGGAGGUUUGUGAACUAACCUCGCCUCCCCCAUUAUAGAUUCAUAGAUUCAUAGAUGUUAGGGUCGGAAGGGACCUCAAUAGAUCAUCGAGUCCGACCCCCUGCAUAAGCAGGAAAGAGUGCUGGGUCUAGAUAACCCCAGCUAGAUACUCAUCUAACCUCCUCUUGAAGACCCCCAGGGGAGGGGAGAGCACCACCUCCCUUGGCAGCCCGUUCCAGACCUUGGCCACUCAAACUGUGAAGAAGUUCUUCCUAAUGUCCAAUCUAAAUCUGCUCUCUGCUAGC
This is a messenger RNA of Alligator mississippiensis (American alligator), 5671 nucleotides long. RefSeq names its product endogenous retrovirus group V member 1 Env polyprotein-like. The record is from RefSeq and is a predicted model, not a curated record. The coding region runs from base 3660 to 4781 and encodes 373 amino acids. The transcript is spliced from 2 exons. NCBI's taxonomy places the organism in Eukaryota, Metazoa, Chordata, Crocodylia, Alligatoridae.